This is a messenger RNA of Lemur catta (Ring-tailed lemur), 1754 nucleotides long. Its product is annotated as pyroglutamylated RF-amide peptide receptor-like. Gene Ontology annotation, biological process: G protein-coupled receptor signaling pathway. Gene Ontology annotation, molecular function: peptide binding; G protein-coupled receptor activity. NCBI's taxonomy places the organism in Eukaryota, Metazoa, Chordata, Mammalia, Primates, Lemuridae. The transcript is spliced from 4 exons. Gene Ontology annotation, cellular component: membrane. The record is from RefSeq and is a predicted model, not a curated record. Bases 288 to 1022 code for a protein of 244 amino acids.
GAGCACACGCCCUGUGCCGGUCACAUAAGCUGCUGCAGGAGGCUCCUGUGUCGGGGGUCCCCAUUCUUCACCCUCCGCAGAUGCAUCCCCUUCUCCACGUGAAGACUCCUCGGUUCCUUCCAUUGAAGAGACAGCGCUGCCUCUCUGGACCCUUGACUCUGAGUCAGGCCAUGUGACUUGUUCUGGUCAAUGGGAUGCCUGCUGAUGUGACACCUGAGGAGGCUCAGGACAGACUUGUGUUUUUCUGUGCCACUGCUGUGAGCGUGUGCCUGGGCUCUGGCUGAGGGAUGAGGUGUGAGGUGAAUCAUCCCAGAUGGGGCCAUCCUGGACCAUCCAGCAGCAGCUUCUCUGGACAGAUCAAGCAUGAUCUCCUGUAUGAGAAGGAACACAGCUGCUGCUUGGGAGAGCGGACCAGCCCUGCGCACCAGCAGAUCUACAGCACCUUCGUCCCUGUCAUCCUCUCCCUCCCGCCUCUGACGCUGAGGCUUGUCCCAUACAGCAAAAUUGGCUACGAACUUUGGAUAAAGAAAAGAGUGGGGGAAGGUUCCGUGCUUCGAACUAUUCAUGGGACAGAAAUGUCCAAAAUAGUCAGGGAGAAGAAGCGAGCUGUCAUGAUGAUGGUGAAGGUGGUGGCUCUCCUUGCUGUGUGCUGGGCACCUUUCCACGUCGUUCACAUGAUGACCAAGUACAGUAAUUUUGAAAAGAAAUAUGAUGAUGUCACAAUCAAGAUGAUUUUUGCUACAGUGCAAAUCAUUGGAUUUUCCAACUCCAUCUGUAAUCCCAUUGUCUAUGCAUUUAUGAAUGAAAACUUCAAAAAAAAUGUUUUGUCUGCAGUUUGCUAUUGCAGAGUUAAAAAAAACUUCUCUCCAGCCCGAAGGCAUGGAAAUUCAGGAAUUACAAUGAUGCGGAAGAAGGCAGACUUUGCCGGGAGAGAGAACCCCGUAGAGGAGACCAAAGAAGCAUUCAGUGAUGGCAACAUUGAAGCCAAAUUGUGUGAACAGCCAGAGGAGAAAAAAUGCUGAAAGGACAUCUUUAGUGCUGAACUCUCUGAGAAUUCUGCUUCAGGCAGUGGGCAUUAAUUGCAAUGAUAUCUUACAAUUAUUAUCCAUUGUAAUCUGAAAAGAAAAUUAUUUUGAGCAAAGGUAAAAGAGUUUUUUUUAAUUCUUAAAAGGAUGACAAGAAGAAAACACAUCAUUUUUUCCAUUAGAGAAAUGCCACGAAGACACAUGAAGACAAAAUUGUGAAAAAUCAGUAACGUAUACUUCGAGAUUAUUAAUGUGAAUUUUUUAAAAGUGUUGUAGAGAAAUUAAUGUUCUUUCUAGCAGUUUUCCUCCCAUGCAGUCAAUAUAAUGUGACUUUCAAUGUAUUGCUAAAUUGGAUGAGGAGAUAACUUUAAAAUGUUAUCGUCUUUCUUGAAUAUUAAGUGGAUAGUUGAACAGUAUGAUGUCAUUUCUAGCGCACUGUUGAAAUUAGGAGGUACCGUCUCUCGCAGAUGAGGUCUGUGCCCUAAUCUUUCAGGCAACGGAGAGAGAGAAGCAGCUGAGUGGCAGGCGCGUGGACUGAGAGGCCGCGGCCUGUGUCAGGGCUGGCGGCUCGCCCGGCACCUCGCCUGCUGGCCGUGAGCACUGGCCUGUCACUUAACCUUGCCAAGCCCACAUGUUUUCAGAGUGUGCAAAUAUUUCAGUAGAUUUUUAUACAUGUAUAAAUUACGGUGUAAAAAAUAAAAACAUUAAAAUUAUUUUCAUAAAUGUUAA